Lampris incognitus (smalleye Pacific opah) is the source of this 915-nucleotide messenger RNA. It is a transcript of the gene lsm1, whose product is annotated as LSM1, U6 small nuclear RNA associated. The transcript is spliced from 4 exons. Gene Ontology annotation, cellular component: Lsm1-7-Pat1 complex; P-body. Lineage: Eukaryota; Metazoa; Chordata; Actinopteri; Lampriformes; Lampridae. Gene Ontology annotation, biological process: deadenylation-dependent decapping of nuclear-transcribed mRNA. Gene Ontology annotation, molecular function: RNA cap binding. The coding region runs from base 115 to 516 and encodes 133 amino acids. The record is from RefSeq and is a predicted model, not a curated record.
UCCCUGAGCUUGUGUAUAUGAGCUUCCUGUAAACAGAAGAACGAGAAAUGUGUUGAAAGACUAAUGGCUCGGUGUUGAUAAAGGCCGCUCGGAGCAAAACACACUCGCGUCAAGAUGAAUUACGUGCCAGGGACGGCGAGCUUAAUCGAUGAUAUCGACAAGAAACACUUGGUCCUGCUACGUGACGGAAGAACGCUGAUUGGUUACCUGAGAAGCAUUGAUCAGUUUGCCAAUCUAGUUUUCCAUCAGACUGUUGAACGCAUCCACGUGGGAAAGAAAUAUGGGGACAUUCCCCGCGGGAUCUUCAUCGUGAGGGGCGAGAACGUUGUUUUGCUCGGUGAAAUAGAUGUGGAUAAGCCCUCUGAUUCAGUCUUGCAACAGGUCUCUAUAGAGGAGAUUCUAGAGGAACAACGAUUGCAGCAGCAAGCCAAACAGGAGACUGAAAAAGUCAAAAUGCAGGUUCUGAAGGAAAGAGGCCUUUCCAUCCCCAAAGCGGAUAACCUGGAUGAAUACUAACACUGCCCCCGUUCAACCCCCGUAACCUUUUUUCGUUUUCAGUUUGGAAUUAUGGUGUUAUGUUUAAUUCUAGAUUUUAUUUUUUUAAAGAUGGGAUGAGAAUACACGUUUUAUAGCUACAUGGCAUCGUCUUGACGGAAUUAUGGGAUGCCGUAACAAUUUCAUUUUGUUCAUGUGGCGGGGAAUGAGUUUACAUCUUGCAAGAUAUUGAGGUAGUCCUAAAAUGUUAACAAAUUAAGUGUAACAAAAAAAGUUUCCUCACCUCUGCACUUACUUUUUUGUCACUAUUGUGGUGAUACUUUUAUUUGAAAAGUAUGUAAUCUGUGAGUGUAAUGUUAUGAUGUUAUGUUCAAAGACUUUAAUGAUUAUGUUCCAUUAAAGUGGUUUGUUUUUGCAUUA